UCACUGAGCAAUAGACAGGGUUGAAGCUGAUCACCUGUUUUUUUUAAUCUUUAUCUAUCAUCAAUCUUUAAUCCUACAAAAAUCUCUAAAAUUUAAUAAUUUAAUUUUCAUUCUAUCUUCUUCCUCAUCAUUACCCGGAUUUGAUUUUGUAGUGAGAUAGAAUACCUCUGAUUCCCUUUUGACAUAUAUUCUUCCCUGAAAUUCCAUCAAUUAUCGAAUAAAAACCUUUCUCCAAAUUCUCCACUAAUAAUUUUAUUUUUGUAUCACUUCACAGUUUGUUUGAAUUAAACAAUCCUUGUAGUUAUUGACUUUUUCAUCGAGAUCGAAUUUCGAAGCUAUUGAUCGAUCGAAUUUCAGAAACAAUUGAAUUUGAAUUUGCCGGCAUGGGCGAUGUGAGUCUGGAUAAAUGGAGGGAUUAUUUCCGAAGCGCGAGCUCCGACAUUUUCAGCAUAAUCGAGCACGCGAUACUGAUCGCUGCAUCCGAUUGCCCUCACGACUUCCGAUUGAAGAGGGAUCGGAUUGCGGAGAUGCUCUUCACCUGCAAACUGGUCAAGUGUUUCGGCUGCGAAUUGAAUGGCGAUAAGAGCGAGGAUAAAUUGAAGAGCGAGAUCGAUGAUACGAAGGAGAGCAAGGUCAAUAGCAGCAGCAGAGACUAUGCUGAUGAUCACACGAAUCAGGCUGAGGCUUUGACUGAUGAGAUCGAGGAGGAGUCGCAGUUCUAUGGGGAGGUGUUGAGGAUCAAGGAUGUUGUUGAUAACUUUGAGGAUGAGUCUGAUGCAAUGCUGUUUGAGUGUUUGAGGAAGCUUCAGCUCAUGCCUUUGUCUGUCGAGAUACUUAAGGCUACGGAGAUUGGGAAGUCUGUUAAUUCUCUCCGGAAGCAUGGAUCAAAGGAAAUCCGGAAUAUAGUGAGGACGUUGAUUGAGGAUUGGAAAGUGAUGGUUGAUUCGUGGGUUAAUGCUACGGCAGCUGUUGCAGAAAUGGCAACAGAAUCUGUGAAAACAUCUGUUGUUGAAGAAGAAGAGGAGGAAGAAGGGCUACCAUCUCCUCCACUCGAUGAAGGGGCUUUCUUUGCUACCCCUUCUUCAAUGGAGCUGUCACAGUUCUUUGACGGCAUUGAUGAUGAUGGAAGUGAGUUUCUUCCCUAUGUCUAUUCUGCUGCUGUUUAUUCUCUGGGCGUAUGCCAUUCGGUUCUUAGUCGAAUUUCCCACUAUAAAAAAAACAAAGAUGGAUUAUUUCUUAUUGAGGAGGAUGUUGUUUCAGAUCCUCGAAACAGUGGGGAGUUCAACAAGAACCGAGAAAGUGGCAGAAAGCCGACUAUUCCAAAAACAGACCACCGUAAAUGGAAACCUCAGAACCCCCGUGACUCAGGCCCUCCUCCAAAUGACCGGAAACCUGAGCCAAAGAGAAAUGAGGAAGCUACAUGGAUGAAACAAGCCCCUUCAAAACCUCGUAGGCCUUCCAGUGAUGAACCUGGACCAGGAAGACCAAAGCCUCCGAGCACUGAAUCAGCCCUCGGUAGAUUUAAACCAUCUCCCAAACCCAAGGUUGAAUAUGAGACCAUCAAAGCCAAGCAAAAAUCCGAAAAUCGCCCAAUUCAGAGGAAACCAAUGCCUCCACAACAGGAGAAGGUGAAUUUGAAAAACGAGGCUUCAGUUCGUAUGAAAUUAGAGGCUGCAAAAAGAAAACUGCAGGAACGCUAUCAAGAAGCUGAAAAUGCCAAGAAACAGAGAACCAUACAAGUUGUGGAGUUGCAAGAUCUCCCCAAGCAGAGCCAACAAAGGAAUCCACACAUGAGGGCCGGCAACCACAACAGGCAAUGGACGAAUGGACGAAGAUAGCCCUGUAACUACUACUACUACUAAACAUAAUGAUAAUAAUUCUCAAAUCUCUUCCAACUCUUCCGGUCAGAGUCCACUGGAACGAUGUCGCUAACCAGACAAUUCAGUUUAUCCCCGGGAAAAUUUAAGUAGGCGGUUGGCGGGGAGGGGUAUUUUGGUCUACUUAAUGAAAUCAUGUGGUGUAGCAUAGAUCUUGUAGUUGAUUGUUUAGAAAAGCAUAAAGUAGCCCAUAAAUAUAUGUAUUCAGAAUGCAUAUUUCCAGUGAACACACAUGGAUUCAAACUAAAAUACAAAUUGAAUAGGAAAAACAAAAUAGAAUGAAAAGAAAUGUUUUUAUUUUUGUA
Molecule: messenger RNA, 2182 nt
Organism: Salvia splendens (bonfire salvia)
Lineage: Eukaryota; Viridiplantae; Streptophyta; Magnoliopsida; Lamiales; Lamiaceae
Product: probable mediator of RNA polymerase II transcription subunit 26b
Exons: 8
Coding region: 384-1838 (484 amino acids)
Cellular component (GO): nucleus
Source: RefSeq, a predicted model, not a curated record